AUGAUUGGUGAUUCGAUAACCGAAGACGACGACGCCGCCGCCGCCGUCCUCAAAAUUGUGGUCCAACAUUUAGAAGAAAUUUACAAAGAACAAAGUAAAGCAAUCACGUCAAUGAUUGAAACAAUGAAGGAUAUGAUUACAAAAGUAAAUACAACAAUAGAAAUUUUCAAUAAGCAAAAAUCCACAGUUACAUCACCCCAACGAGCCGUGGCUAUUGUUCACCCUACUUCUGGUGGUGCUGGCAUUAAUCGUGCCCGUGGUCAUGCACUCUCAAUAUACAGAUAUAUAUCGCAUGCAUAA
This is a messenger RNA of Adineta steineri, 300 nucleotides long. The record is from the annotation of a GenBank genome assembly. Lineage: Eukaryota; Metazoa; Rotifera; Eurotatoria; Adinetida; Adinetidae.